UGUUUCGUGAAAAGUGUUAAUUUUUUACGAAAAACAAUUAGUUAUAGUGCCAAAUCGUGUUUGAAAGUGUAAAGGAUAUAUCAGUGUGAGUGUUUUUCGUGGUGUAAUUUGUGAUAGAGGCCUACAAGUCCUCAAGUGCAAAUUACAUGGAUAAAGCCGUCACCUGAGUCCGUAAGCGAUGGAGUCACAUGUUCUGAACACAUACCACCAGGCUCGCUACCGCACCAUCGGGCACAAAAGGAUGGGUUCCACUAGUGACCUCUCCUCGGAGAGUAGUUGUAACCAGAACAGCCCGGAGUACGCUCAGGCUCAGCCGGAGUACGGGAGGAGUUAUGAGGGCAAUGAGGAAUAUUGGAGUCAAACGGCAAACACAACUCAAACAAGUCAAGACUCUAGUUCUGACGAAGAGGAAAACGUAGAGGUCGUCGAACUCGAUAACCAUUACGAUGAAAACGACGAAGACACUCUAGUAGAAGGCGACGAUUAUGACGUCAUCCAAGUAUACGCCGUCCAUCCCGACCUUGACCUUGAAGCCUCCUCCGACGAGGAACAACCCGACUACUGUGUGGCCGAGGAAUACAACUCAGAAGAAGAAUACGCACAAGACCCCCAAUAUACAGAAGAAACACAAUACGAAUACCAGGAGAACAGAACAGAUAUAUGCCAAGAUGGUUUAGAUAUUAACCUAGAUGGUCCAGUAGUUUCAAAUGUCGAUGAGUAUUUUAUCAAAGAGAAACCUAAACCGAUUUUGGAUGUAAAAGAUGAACCAGUAGUUAAUGAUGUUGACGAAUAUUUUAUUAAAGAUACUAAACCGGUAGCUCAAGUCCCAGAUGUUGAGGAGUUCUUUAUUAAAGAAAAAGAGCCUGAGGAUGCUAAAACACAACCUGAUAUUGUUCAAAGUGUACCUCAGGUUAAACCUGUUGUCGAUGCUAAAGAACCAGAGCAUAACGAAUCAGAUCCUAUUCCAGAGGUUUCUAUAAACGAGUCCGAUUUAGAUGUCCUUCCAAAUAUAGAGGAAAUUAAAAGAUACCUGCUUGAAGAUAUUCCUUAUAAAUUCAAGACUACGCAACGGUCGUGUUCCGUACCUCAUUCUCCGAUGCACCACCUUGCUUGCAUGGACAUCGACGACGCCAAAACCUGCCUCAGCUUCGAAGAUCUGAACCUAGACUUAUCUGAUUUAGCAUUCGACAGCGACAAGUACAAAUCGGACAGCGGUAACAAAAUAGACGACAUUCCACGAACUUUAACAGACGAGGAUGUAAAUAGCUUUUUGAUUACCAACAACACUGAGAAACCUGAGAAAGAUGAUGACGAUUUUAGCACUCAAGAUAUGGAGAUAGAAAACCCCGUAGACGCAACCAUACACGUAGAGACUCCGCGAACAUCGACUCCUAUUAAAAAGCCGAACGUCCUAGACUUUUGUAUAGAAAAACCGGCAAUUACACCAGUGAAAGUAGAAACCGGUGACGUGAAAGCGGAAACUGACGAUUUCGUAGACGUAGAAUCCUGCAACGACGCGUCAAUACCGGUGCUCGCGGCGAACAACGUCAACUCCCUUCUAGAACAGUUCGAAGCUAACGAGAAAUUCACGACCAAACCGAAAAGGCCGAAAGAGGAGCCUAAGGCGAAGCCCAACGGUCUGACGAACGGUAUGCGUUUGCAGGACGCAGGCGUCCAGCUGAACAAGAACAAGAUGCGGCAAAUACUGAUGCCGCCGAAAGCGGCGCUGCGGCGCUCGCUCAGCCCGCCCGCGCCGCCGACGCCCGCGCAGCGCUCCGACCACGACUAUUGCGCCAACAAGCGCCACAGCCUCCCCACGCUCAAGGGCGGCCAGAGCCUCCUCAAACCCGAGGUCCUCUCCAGCAACAAUCGCAUCCUCAACUCCAGGCACCGCUCCUGCAAAAACAAAAAGGUCGUCUACCACCUCAGUAGCGACGACGAAGCCGAUAAGACCGCCAAAAACAAAAAGAGGGAUGACGACGACGAUGUGAAAGCUAAAAAGUCCACCCUCAAACAACCUAUAAAACAGCCGACACCGUCCAAUUGUCGCAAAAAACUCUCACCCCCUCAUAGUGCUAACGAUACUUGUAAAGAUAAAGUUAACAGUUCUGUGAUGGUUAAAAAUGCUUCUAAAGCGAGUGAUACGAACGGUAGUCAAACGAACAUUAGCAUUAAGUUAACUAUUAAAAAUAAAUCAGAGGUUAUACUUAAUAACUGUGAUGAUAAAGGCUAUCGGAAUGUUAAAGAUGUUGAAAAGUGUACGUCUAGUAGUACUAGUGUUAGUAGUAGCGCUGAAACUGUUAAAAUACAGGAAUUAGAUAGCGAUAAAAAUGUAAGUGUAAACAUUAGUGACGAUAAUUGCGCGAGUGUAGAAGUUAAAACUGAAGCCCGUCCGAAAGAGGAGAACUUUUACACGGCGUUGUUUAGCAAUAAGCAAGAUGUACAGAUACCGCAAACGAUGGAACUCAAAACCGAAAAGAGACCUAUAGACGAGGAACUUAAAGUUAUAGUCGAUAUAUCGAACAGGAACGAGAUGGAGCAGCCUCAAAAGAAAAAGAAACUAAAUCUCCAAGAAUAUAAAAUGCGGAGAUCGGUAACGUCAAAUAAUAGCUCCGCAGCCGUUAGUCCUGAAGCGAUAUUCCCUGAUUUACCUAGUCCGUGUCCUUUGGAAAAAGUCGCCAUUAAUAAUGUGAACGUGACGCCUCCAAAUGGAACGAUAAACACAACUGAACAGAAGAAUCCAGAAGCCCCAAAGAAAAUCUUUGAUCCGAUCAGAGAGGCAUCUAGGAAAAUACUCAUGAACACCAAGAAACAAAAAGCCGAGGCUACGCGAAAGAGGGACGAAGAUAUUGUAAUGAGUAAAAUACCAAAAGUAGAGAAUUUGGAACUGCAACCCCUAAUCAGUGACGCUGAAAUGCUCAAAAUAGUUGGAGGAAUGGCACCAGAGGAAGUGCCAGUUAUAAAGAAUGAAAAACCAAAAGCGACUGAUUACGAGGAGAUAGUACUAGUUAGCGUCGGUACAAAUACUGAUGAAAACAUAUUUAAACAAAUGGAAAAGACUAAACAUAAAGAAGUCAGGAAAUCUCAGUCACCACCAUUAGACGCUAAAGCACUAAUCAAUUUUAAGAUCAAAAAGUCUGAAGUUCUAAAGCAAAAUGUCUUCGACUCGAAAGCGCAAAAGAUCAGCUCACGAAACGAAAAACGAAGUCCAGAUAAAAGCGAUAAGAGGCAUACAGAUGUUAAAAUAGAUAAAGAAAGAUAUAAGGAUAUAACGGCUGCUCUAAAGAGUGUAGAAAAACAAGUAGAUACUAAAAUAUCUAGUAAUUCUCUAUUCGCGUCUAUUCAAGAUGUUGUACUAAAGAAAGCUCCAGAAGAACCAACCGAAAAACCGAAACAACAACCUAAACCAGUCAAAACUUAUAAAACUACUAUUGUACGUGAAUAUGAUACAAAAGCAGAUCAUGGAGAAGACAAAAUUAUCCUACAUUUAGGCAAGCAUAGGAGAAAACCUGAAUCUGCUAGUAUCCUCAUUCAAACAGAGAUGGACCAAGCGACUGUUGCAGUACAACCGAAGAAAGCAGCUACUAAAGAAAAGAGUCCUGUGCAAAGGAAGAGGAAUGACAGUGACAUGUCUAUGUCUAGCGAUGCUAGUCCAUCACGCGAUAAAACAAACGUAGAGAACAAAAAAGAGACAGCUAAGCGUUCCCGUUCAGUUGAGAAGCAAUCGCGCUCAAUCGAGAAGCGAUCUCGCUCAAUCGAGAAGCGAUCUCGCUCAAUCGAGAAGCGACGCUCAAGCGAGAAACGCUCGCGCUCAAGAGAGAAGCGAUCUAGGUCCCGCUCGCGUGGCUACGAUAGAUACAGACGGCGAUCAAGAUCCCACAGCCGUAGAAGACGAAGAUCUCGCAGCAGGAGCGUUAGAACUAGACGCUCACGCUCCAUCGACCGUUAUAGGCGGCGAAGACGCGAAUCUCCUUACAAGAGGAAAAGAUCGCCCUACCGUAGACGCACGCCUACCCCGCGUAGGGACUACCGUCGAUCCCGGUCUAGAUCAAGAUCUAGGCACGACUCAGCCAGAUCCAAAAGUCCUAGGAAAACACCCCCUCGAGUUGAGAAGAAGUGCGACAAAUCGUACACACCUCCAUUAAGAAAACCUACCAUUUCUGAAAGUUCUGAUUCCUCCUCUAGUUCAUCAUCAUCAUCAUCGUCCAGUUCCUCGUCAUCAUCUUCGACCAACCGGUCGAAUUCUGUCCACUCCGGGCGCUCGAGCAGUCCCAGACAGGAGCCCUACAGACGGCAGUAUAGGAGCUACAGCCCUGAUGACAGAGAAAGCAACAAGCCUGUGGAAGAGAGACGCAUAGUGUUCGUCGGCAAGUUGGAAAAGGACAGCACUAAAGCGACGUUGCGAGCUCAGUUCUCCAAGUUUGGCCACAUCAUGGAAGUGCGGCUGCAUAAUAAGGAGGAUGGGACUCGGUACGGCUUCGUGACGUACUCGCGCGGGCGCGAGGCGUGGAGCGCGGUGGAGGCGGCGGGCCAGUUCCCGCAGUACGACGUGGGCUUCGGCGGCCGCCGCGCCUUCUGCCGCCAGUCCUACGCCGACCUGGACGGCCUAGAGGCGGACUACGUAGAAAGCGCCUUCCACGGCGCCCCAACCUCGAUGUCUCGUCGCGACGACAUGUCCUUCGAACAGAUGUUGCUCGACGUCAAACAGAAGCUCAGCCAACGCAAGAAGGAUGACGACAAGCCUUGACACUGCCACGGGUAACCAUGGUAACCGUCUAGUAUACCAGAAUUCUAUAAAAGUUGACCAGGGAACGUCAAGCCACUUUGCGUGUAAAAUUCGUGUGGAAAAGGUCUUAGGUAGUCGUAUCGACAUUUUGUUUGAACGAUGCUGAUAGAUGUUAUACAGAAGUUCAGUCAACGUAAGAAGUCUUGACAUUGCCACGGGUAACCAUGGUAACCAUCUA
Leguminivora glycinivorella is the source of this 4964-nucleotide messenger RNA. It is a transcript of the gene srl, whose product is annotated as biorientation of chromosomes in cell division protein 1-like 1. NCBI's taxonomy places the organism in Eukaryota, Metazoa, Arthropoda, Insecta, Lepidoptera, Tortricidae. Gene Ontology annotation, biological process: positive regulation of transcription by RNA polymerase II. Gene Ontology annotation, molecular function: RNA binding; transcription factor binding. Bases 179 to 4747 code for a protein of 1522 amino acids. The transcript has 8 exons. Gene Ontology annotation, cellular component: nucleus. The record is from RefSeq and is a predicted model, not a curated record.